Orbilia oligospora ATCC 24927 is the source of this 1653-nucleotide messenger RNA. RefSeq lists its product as uncharacterized. Gene Ontology annotation, biological process: intracellular signal transduction; peptidyl-serine phosphorylation. The coding region runs from base 1 to 1653 and encodes 550 amino acids. The transcript is spliced from 5 exons. The record is from RefSeq and is a predicted model, not a curated record. Gene Ontology annotation, molecular function: protein serine/threonine kinase activity; ATP binding. Lineage: Eukaryota; Fungi; Ascomycota; Orbiliomycetes; Orbiliales; Orbiliaceae.
AUGAAUCCCUAUCAAAACCAGCCCAACCAGGGAUACGGUAACCAGUACUACCAACAGCAACCUGGUGCUCCCCAGACUCCCCAGCAGCAAGGGUUUGCCCAAGCAAGUUCUCCAGGUGGCUUUGGUUCUGCACUCCCCAAUCCGUCCAAUGGUGGCAACAACCCUCAACAACGUCCCCGAACUGCUGGUAGUCUCGGUAGCAAUAAGUUCGAAGAAGACUAUUCAAUCCAGAGAGAUCCUACCACCUAUGCACCGAUUACCAGGGAGCGUGCGACUGCCUGCAAGCUGAAGAUUGAACUCUUCUACAAGCAAAAUGUCCAGCAUGCCUUGGAAAGAAAUGUCAGGCGUCAAGAACUAGAGACUCGAAUCAGCAACGAACCGAGAAUGUCCGAAGAAAGGAAGAACAUGCAGCGCGUCAACUUCGGCUCCCAAGAGUCUAACUUCCUCAGGUUGAGACGCACGAGGAUGACCGCCGACGACUUCCACACGAUUAAGGUCAUUGGCAAGGGCGCUUUUGGUGAGGUUCGUUUGGUCCAGAAGAAAGACAAUGGUAGGAUCUACGCGAUGAAAACUCUGUUGAAAAGUGAGAUGUUUAAGAAGGACCAAUUGGCCCACGUCAAGGCCGAGCGUGAUGUUCUCGCUGAGUCUGAUAGCCCUUGGGUUGUCAAUCUCUUCUAUAGUUUCCAGGAUUCUAUCUACCUGUAUCUCAUCAUGGAGUUUCUUCCUGGUGGCGACUUGAUGACUAUGCUCAUCAAGUACGAAAUCUUUAGUGAAGAUGUCACCAGAUUCUACAUGGCGGAGUGCGUCCUCGCUAUCGAAGCGGUUCACAAACUUGGCUUCAUCCACCGAGAUAUCAAACCGGAUAACAUUUUGAUUGACAUAAACGGUCAUAUCAAACUUUCGGACUUCGGCUUGUCCACGGGAUUCCAUAAGACCCACGACCAGGCGUACUACCAGAAGUUGUUGGAGAAGGCCCAAGCUCCUUCUGCGCCACGGGACAGAAAUAGUGUUAUGAUUGACGCGAUCCACCUGACAAUUUCUAACAGGAAUCAAGUCAAUACGUGGCGCAAAUCCCGUCGUGUUAUGGCCUACUCAACCGUUGGUACUCCCGACUAUAUUGCGCCAGAAAUAUUCAUCCAUCAAGGAUACGGACAGGAGUGCGAUUGGUGGUCCCUCGGAACUAUUAUGUUCGAGUGCCUCAUAGGGUGGCCUCCAUUCUGUGCCGAGGAAGCCCAUGAAACAUAUCGCAAAAUUGUCAACUGGCAGGAGAGUCUUUACUUCCCAGAGGAAAUCCAUCUUUCCCCAGAAGCGGAAGAUCUCAUCCGUUCUCUGAUUACUUCAGCGGAUAAGCGUCUUGGACGCCACGGAGCUGAGGAGAUAAAACGUCACCCGUUCUUUAACGGGGUCGAUUGGAAUAGCCUCCGCCAAAUCGACGCACCUUUCAAGCCCCAGCUGAAGAGCAUGACCGAUACUACGUACUUUCCAACUGAUGAUCUUGAAAACGUGCCUGACGCUCCGGCCGUGGCUGCCAUGCGCGCCGCCCAAGCACAAGGAAGCAUUCAACCACCUGGUCCUGGCGAGGAAACCGGACUGCCUUUCAUUGGGUACACUUACAAGCGAUUUGAUCAACUCAACCGUCAUGGUGGAUUCUAA